AUGUGACAUUAGAUACAAGCACCACCCAAGAGGCCGCCUUUCACAAACCCAGAGAGUCAGUCGAGUAAACACAUUAUAUACUUACAAAUAUACUUACACCAAACUUAACUCAUAGACUUCAACUCCCGAAAGAAGUGACCGAAAUUUAAUCAAUAUUGACCUAAAUAAAGCAAGCGGAUUGUAAUUUAUGCACCAGUGACAUACACCAUAGGGAAUAGAUUUGCUCGUUGUGGGCAAGUGCACUUGCUGGAAUAGAUGUCAUUUCGCAGUAUAGUACGUGAUGUAAGAGAUGGGUUUGGGGGUUUAUCCAGACGGGGUUUUGAGGUGAGACUUCCUGGCCAGCAUCAAAGGGGAAAAUCUCAUGGCGCAGUUCAUGAGUUGCAUGACCAGCCUGUAGUCAUCCAGGAUAGUUGUUGGGCAAAUCUUCCACCUGAGUUACUACGCGAUGUGAUCAAUAGGUUGGAGGCAAGUGAGAGUACAUGGCCUGCUAGAAAGCACGUUGUUGCUUGUGCUGCUGUGUGUAGGUCAUGGAGGGAAAUGUGCAAAGAAAUAGUCAAAAGUCCAGAAAUCUCAGGAAAGCUUACUUUUCAGGUCUCUCUGAAACAGCCGGGGUAUCGGGAUGGCCCAAUUCAGUGUUUCAUCAAGAGAGACAAAGCUAAUUUAACUUACCGUCUGUUCCUUUGUCUUAGUCCUGUCUUGCUUGUAGGGAAUGGAAAGUUUCUUCUUUCUGCAAAACGGACUAGAAGAACCACCUGCACAGAGUAUGUAAUCUCAAUGGAUGCUGAUAAUAUAUCAAAAUCAAGCAGCACUUACAUCGAAAAACUGAGGUCUAAUUUCCUUGGCACAAAAUUCAUAAUCUAUGACACACAACCUCCACAUGAUGGUGCUCGCGUAUCUCCACCUAGCCAUUCAAGCCGUCGAUUUUACUGGAAAAAGGUUUCUCCCAAAGUCCCUUCUGGGAGUUUUAAUAUCGCCCAAGUUACCUAUGAACUUAAUGUUCUAGGCACAAGAGGCCCUCGGAGGAUGCACUGUGUCAUGCACUCAAUUCCAAACUCAGCUCUUGAGCCAGGUGGUUCGGUACCAGGCCAGCCAGAGCUCUUCCCGCAUUCCCUGGAGAACUCUUUCAGGAGCAUAUCCUUUUCAAAAUCAAUCAACAGCUCCACCGAGUUCAGCAGCUCUCGGUUUUCUGACAUCGUUGGCCCAUGCGAGGAAGGGGAAGAGGGGAAGGAAAGACCUUUAGUUCUUCGGAACAAACCCCCACGCUGGCAUGAACAGUUGCAGUGUUGGUGCCUUAAUUUCCGCGGAAGAGUAACUGUUGCAUCGGUGAAAAACUUUCAACUGAUUGCUGCUACACAGCCUGCUGCUGCUGGGGCACCAACACCAUCACAACCUGCACAACCAGCCCAACCAGCUCAGCCUGAUCAUGAUAAGGUUAUACUGCAGUUUGGCAAGAUUGGGAAGGACAUGUUCACCAUGGAUUAUCGAUAUCCUCUCUCUGCGUUUCAGGCUUUCGCUAUAUGCCUGAGUAGCUUCGACACCAAACUGGCUUGUGAAUAGUAAAGAUACCAUAGGUUUAUCAAUCGGAAUGUGGUCUCUCUCUCCUUUUUCCUUUUAGAUUGUUUACAGUCGGCCAGCACUGACAGGUAUAGGAAACAUUGUCCCUGCUGUUGUAGCUCUUCUUUGCUUAUUUUGUGUUGAUUAAGUUGUACUUUGCGUUGAACUUUAACUCCUCUUUUAUUUUCUCAAAGUAAGACCUUUGAAGGAUUAUUACUGCCUCCUAUGCUUAAUCUUUUUUUAUAUGUUCCCCACAUUGCUCAUACAGUCAUACUU
This is a messenger RNA of Daucus carota subsp. sativus, 1830 nucleotides long. RefSeq names its product tubby-like F-box protein 8. The coding region runs from base 256 to 1557 and encodes 433 amino acids. The transcript is spliced from 5 exons. Gene Ontology annotation, molecular function: protein binding. Lineage: Eukaryota; Viridiplantae; Streptophyta; Magnoliopsida; Apiales; Apiaceae. The record is from RefSeq and is a predicted model, not a curated record.